ACUCGGUUCUGAACCAAGCUUUGAUGCCCCUGGGAGAUGAUUAUGUCAUGGUGAAAGGAGCGACUGGCCAAAGUGAAAAGGCAUAUUUUUGUAAACCUUUAGAAUACAAAUUAGGAAAACAGUGGGGCAUUCAUAAAUUUUUAUAUAUGCCCAACUCCCCAAAGGCACUUUUGGGAAGGGACUUGUUGGAACAAUUGGGAGCAAAAAUUGUAUUCGAAAAGGGAGAAAUUACUCUGGAGGUAAAAGAUCAGCAAUAUAUUCAAAUAUUGAGCCUAACCUUAACCAGUCUCCCCCUAGGAGGGAGCAUUAAUGAGGACAUCUUAAACCAAGUGUACCUGGGGGUAUGGGCUACCGAUGCACCUGGAAGAGCGAAAAGUGCUCCACCUGUUGAAGUUAGGAUCAAGGAAGGCCGAAAGCUGGUAAGAAUUAAACAAUAUCCCCUAAAGAAGGAAGACAGAGAAGGAAUCCGGCCGGUGAUAGAAAAAUUUUUGCAGUUGGGAUUAUUAAAAGAGUGUGAGUCUGAAUUCAAUACCCCUAUAUUACCUGUUCGGAAGCCCGAUGGGUCAUAUCGGGUGGUCCAAGACUUACGGGUGGUGAAUAAGAUAACUGAAGAUCUUUACCCGGUAGUGGCGAACCCAUAUACCCUGUUGACCGUAUUAACACCUGAAUUGACUUGGUUUACUGUUUUAGAUUUGAAGGAUGCUUUCUUUUGCCUCCCUCUCCAUGAAGCCAGCCAAAAAUUAUUUGCAUUUGAAUGGGAAAACCCCAAGAGUGGUUGAAAGACCCAGCUCACUUGGACGGUGUUGCCACAAGGAUUUAAGAAUAGUCCUACCAUUUUCGGCAAUCAGCUUGCGAAAGACUUAGAAUCCUGGGAAACCCCGUCUGAGGAGGGAAAGCUGUUGCAGUAUGUGGAUGAUAUCCUGAUCGCCACCAAGACAGAGAAAGAUUGUAUGACAUGGACGCCACUGAGCAGAAACACCUUGAGUGGAACAAGGAGACCGAACGAGCCUUUGAGCUACUGAAAAAGGCUUUGAUGUCAGCCCCGGCCUUAGGACUCCCAGAUGUGAGUAAGCCGUUUCUUCUUUACUCCCACGAGAAGCAGGGCAUUGCCCUGGGAAUAUUAGCACAAAACCUGGGUCCAUAUCGACGGGCAGUUGCCUACCUCUCUAAGCAGUUAGACACGACUGCAAAAGGUUGGCCUGGAUGCCUGCGGGCGGUUGCAGCUGUGAUAUUGAACAUACAGGAAGCCCAAAAGUUUACUCUGGGCCAGAAAAUGACUGUUUUGGUGUCUCAUACAGUAUCAGCAGUACUGGAAGCAAAGGGUGGACAUUGGCUCUCUCCACAAAGAUUCCUGAGAUAUCAAGCUAUAUUGGUAGAGCAGGAUGAUGUGGAGAUUGUAGUCACUAACAUUGUCAACCCAGCUUCUUUUCUCAGCGGGAACACAGGAGAACCGGUACAUCAUGACUGUUUGGAAACCAUCGAAGCAACAUACGCCAGUCGCCCAGACCUGAAAGACAGCCCCAUGGAAAACGGGGAAACUUGGUUCACAGACGGAAGCAGUUACAUCCUAAAUGGUAAUCGACAUGCGGGAUACGCCAUCACCACCAGCCAAGAGGUAAUAGAAUCAGGGGCUUUGCCCAUGAACACCUCCGCACAGAAGGCAGAAAUAAUUGCUCUAACCCGCGCCCUGGAAUUGGCCCAGGGCAAAGUUGUGAACAUUUAUACAGACUCAAAAAUAUGCCUUUGGAGUUGUACAUGCACAUGGAGCAAUUUGGAAGGAGAGAGGACUAUUGAAUUCCCAGGGGAAAAAUAUCAAACACGCAGAAGAAAUUCUGAAGUUACUGGAAGCUGUCCAGCUCCCUAAGAAAGUAGCAAUUAUGCAUAUUAAGGCACACCAGAAAGUGAGCUCGGAUUUGGAAAGAGGGAAUGAACUGGCGGACAGAGAGGCAAAACAAGUGGCCAAAACAAAGGUAAAAACAGAAGGGGCUUUAAUUCCUGAUAGACAAAUCUCCCUAAAAGGUAAGCCAGAAUAUACCAGGGAAGAUCAGAAGCUCAUUACAGAUUUAGAAGGGUCAUAUAAUGAAGAGGGGUGGGCUCAUACCCCACAGGGAAAACUAAUCAUUCCCUCUUGCUUACUGUGGCAUUUGAUACGGGAGGAGCAUAGGAAAAGACAUUGGGGGACAGAGGCUCUGUAUAAACAUUUGAUAAGAGAAAUUGUGGCUAGAAAUUUAUAUACCACGGUGAGACAGGUGACUCAACAAUGCGAUCUUUGCCUUCAGACUAAUCCUAAGAAUACCCCCAAACUAGGAAUGGGCCAGAUUGGAAAAGGCAAUGGGCCUGGACAACAAUGGCAAAUUGAUUUUACAGAACUUCCAAGAAAAGGGGGGUAUCGAUAUUUAUUGGUAUUAACUGA
Molecule: messenger RNA, 2413 nt
Organism: Harpia harpyja (harpy eagle)
Lineage: Eukaryota; Metazoa; Chordata; Aves; Accipitriformes; Accipitridae
Exons: 2
Coding region: 956-1864 (302 amino acids)
Molecular function (GO): nucleic acid binding; RNA-DNA hybrid ribonuclease activity
Source: RefSeq, a predicted model, not a curated record